Molecule: messenger RNA, 2591 nt
Organism: Oryzias melastigma (Indian medaka)
Lineage: Eukaryota; Metazoa; Chordata; Actinopteri; Beloniformes; Adrianichthyidae
Gene: cd276
Product: CD276 molecule
Exons: 8
Coding region: 191-1087 (298 amino acids)
Source: RefSeq, a predicted model, not a curated record
UACACGCAAAACAAAGUUUCUGCUACUUCUGCUGAGGGAGGACAGACCCGAACCAUCAAAACCUUCAACAACAACAUCGCCAGGAGGACAGAACCUCCACUCUCUCUCUGCGGUGUUCCUGGUUUCGCCUUCAUACCAUGUGCUGCCUCUGAAGGAGACAACCAGCUAUUUAAAUCCACCCUGAAAGACCAUGCUCCACCUCCUGCUGCCUGCAGUGCUGGCCGUUCAAGCAAUGGCUGAGAUGCAACUUCGUGUCCCGGAGCAACCUGUGGUGGCACUGUACGACCAGGAUGCAACUCUCAACUGCUCCUUCAGCCACCCCAAUGUCUUCAACUUAUCUGAUCUGAGCAUCUUCUGGCAGCUAACAGACACCAAGCGUAAUGUACACACGUACUCAGAAGGGCACGACCUGCUGGUGGACCAGGCAGAGCGCUUCGCUAACCGGACCAGCCUGUUCCCUACGCAGCUGAAGCUGGGCAAUGUUUCGCUGCUCCUAAGCAAGGUGGUGGUGGCUGAUGAAGGCAGUUACACAUGCUUUGUCAAGGUGCAGGACUACGGAAGAGCUGCUUUGUUUCUGCAGGUGGCUGCGCCGUACACCAAACCUGUGCUAACUUUGGAGCCUGAAUCCAACCUGCGUCCAGGUGACAAAGUGGCCCUUACCUGUGCGGCAUACAGAGGUUACCCUGCUGGCGUUGUUGUAUGGCAGGAUGGUAGCGGCCGUAACCUGACCGAAAACGUCACCCUUUCACUGGUGGCUAAUGAAGAAGGACUGUUCACUAUGACCAGCGUAUUAACCGUUACCUUGGAGCCCAACAGCACAUACAGCUGCCAGCUCAUCAACCCACUGCUUGGGGAAGAGGGCUACGCCUCUGUCACCAUCACAGGUCAGAACAUCGCAUUCCCCCCGGUGGCUCUGUGGGUUACGGUCGGGCUGGCCGUGUGUCUGCUCGUGCUGCUCGUCGCGCUGGCUGCUGUUUGCCGCAGGAAGAUCAAGGAGAGCUGUGAGGAGGCCAGGAGAGAAGCAGAAGAAGCCAAAGAACUCAAUGAAGACGAGUCAGAGACAGCCAUGACCCCACUGAAGACUUAAGGCAUGAAAAAGGAGUCGAGGCCAGAUAGUGGGGAGGGUGGAAGAGAGUGGUGUGGUAGGUAAUCCCGCUCCACCUAUCCAUCAACCUGGAGACUAUUUCCAGCGUCCCCUGCAGAAUGUCAAAGCCUCGCUGAGCAGAGGAUGAGUCCAUCAUCUUCUUUCCCCCCCGAGUUUCUAUUAAAUCACAUAAACACAUCAUGUGCCAUUAUUUUCUAUUGCCCUCCCCGCAUUGGUCUCCAUGGAGAGCCGUGACAGUGAGUACACGCUGCUGAGUGAGCUGUGUUCCAUGCAGCAUGCAGACGGAAGCCUUUGUCUGUCACUGACAUCACCGUUUGAGCGGUGACGAGGCGCGUGCCACAGAUCUCCUGUCUGCUCGGAAGUGAGACACUUAAAGAGAUGACCCUGACUCAGUUGCCAGAGACAGAACUUGGCUCUCCUAUUACUCCAGGACUUGCUAAUUAGCGUCUGUCGCUGGAGUAACUUGUACCUGUCACUGUGUGCUGCUUUCCGAUAUUCAAUAAGUUGAGGAAAUUGAAAUUGAAUGCCAGUUAAGCUCCAACAAAUUGCAAAUGGCGCAUGUGAUACAGCCUAAUUUCCUCACUGCUCUGACAGCUUUACAUGUACGAAACCGUUUUAAUGAACACAGACUAUCUUGUUUUAUUCUUAUAUGACUGUUUUCUCCUUUCAAUGCUAGUUUUUAAAAUAUGUUUUUAAUAUUUUUUUACACUUUAGCAAGUCCUAGUUUGGUGUUUCUUUGUAUGAAGGCCUAUUUACAUUAAAGAGAUGGUGAAAGUGUGUGGUCAUGGGUAAUUAUUGUUUCUCUUUCAGGGUCACUUUGUGUUCGUGGAGGCAGAACAAGGUUGAGUUUAUUAGAGACCGUUCUUUUAAUCACGUACAAGUUUAGCUGCGCUGUUCAAAGACCGCCUCCUAUAUUCUACAAGGGUGAUUUAUCUGCCACUUGCCCUAUUCUACAUAAUGACUAAAGCAUGAAUUAUUGUCAAAGUCACACAAAUAUUUCAUUGACUUGCAGAUCACACCUGUCAUGUUGAAUUGUUUCCUGUUAGCUGCUCUUUUUUUUUUCUUUUUUUUUUAGGGUUAAUUCUGCUUUGUUUACCGGUGCUCAGUCAUCCCAAACAUUUUACUUGCUUUGAAUAAUGGAUUUAUUCUGUGAUUGUUUGCUGCUGUCAUAUACGGAAUAACCAACUUGCAUCAGCUCUGACAUGUGUGAGUUCCUGCAGCACACAAAGCCACGUGCGUGGCAUACGCUGUGUCCACGGUCUGAGCUGGCUGAGGCUGGUGAUCAGGCCCCAGGUUGUGUUCAAGCGCACACAUUUCUCUCCGCAAUAGCCCUUGACCUUCCCGUGUGUCCUCGUGCCCCAGACACCCGCCUGAAAUUAAAUUACAGAUUGGAGACUGCGGGGCCAAAGAGGGGUUUAUUUAGCUGUUCCUUUUCUGAGAAGCACUCAUUUUACCGUUCAGGUACUGGGGAAAAAAAAAAAAAAAA